AUGUCCCUUGGAAUCGCUCCCGCUCCCCAUCUUGGUGUCGUGAACGGCAGCAUGAUCACCUUCCAGCCAAGAUCAUGGUAUACCGCGUCUUUCAACACCACCGAAGAGGCAGAUAAGCAUUCCGCGGAGGACCCUUGCUUGAGCAAAGGCGUUGUCUCGGUGGGGGAGAAGGAACAAGACUUGUCAGGGGCAUCGGAAGUCUCUGUUUGA
Trichoderma reesei QM6a is the source of this 210-nucleotide messenger RNA. RefSeq lists its product as uncharacterized. The record is from RefSeq and is a predicted model, not a curated record. The transcript has 5 exons. The coding region runs from base 1 to 210 and encodes 69 amino acids. Lineage: Eukaryota; Fungi; Ascomycota; Sordariomycetes; Hypocreales; Hypocreaceae.